Messenger RNA from Tigriopus californicus, 2807 nucleotides. Its product is annotated as limbic system-associated membrane protein-like. The record is from RefSeq and is a predicted model, not a curated record. The transcript is spliced from 8 exons. Lineage: Eukaryota; Metazoa; Arthropoda; Copepoda; Harpacticoida; Harpacticidae. Gene Ontology annotation, molecular function: protein binding; axon guidance receptor activity. The coding region runs from base 1163 to 2767 and encodes 534 amino acids. Gene Ontology annotation, cellular component: axon; neuronal cell body; plasma membrane. Gene Ontology annotation, biological process: synapse organization; homophilic cell-cell adhesion.
ACAUGUGAAGUAGGAGAACACUCUCCCAUCGGGAAAUCAAAAGCCGGCUCAGUCGUUAGUAUUAUCCCGUGGGGCAACUUCAUAUUUCAUAUCCUCGAGACACUCUUCGUGGUAGUGCUUCAGUUCCACGUUUCAUUCUCUCAGGGAGACUUGGCCGAGUUUCGCAAGCUCAUUGGCCCACAUACCCGAGUACUCUAAAGGAUCACCGAGGACUAAAGAAGCGACCAACCAGUCGACCAACCGACCGACCGACCGACCAACCAAGCGAGGAUCCAAGAGCACCAAAAAGGAGCGGGGAGACGCUGGAUCACUCCCGGUUCGGCUCCAAGUCUGGUUCCACUCACUCGAGUGUGGAUGAAACGAAAACCAGGACGAGGACAACAAUUGUGCCCAUUGUUGUUGUUGUGUGCCAUUGCUCCGGUUGUUGACAUCUUGACUUGUGUUUUUCCUGCAGCCUCGUCCUUUUACUGAAGGUAGUGCAAGGAAAUGUAGGAGUGACAAGCUCAACUCACACGAGCUAAACGUGAAACGUGGAACGUGAAACUAACACGCUUGAGUGGUGAACGUGAGUAAAAUUGCCAAGAUACUUGGACAAUAGGAAAUCGAAAGAUAAUUGGAAGACGGGGACUGGUAUCAUCCAUAUAAGUCAUCUUGAUCCAUCUUUAGUUCUGUUGUGGAUGAUUUACGUUUUCCAAGACAACGGUUCACCAAUCUCAAUGCGCUCUCUACGUACGAUAUCUUGCAGUACAUUCGUUGAGGUGAGACUGAUAAAACCCCGACUCAACACUUGCCAACUAACCAAGACCAAUGACAGAGGCCUUCAAGUUAAAACAUGGACCAUGGAACACGCAGAUGAUAAUCUCUCAUGAAGUGGGCCAGUGCUUGGGGUGGAACAAAAUUUGCGUUCAAGUAACAAUGCAAGUGCUCUUUGAUGUUAAACUUGCUCGUUGACUCUCAAAGUCCAUGGGUUGGUGAAAUCUAUCUUUGAUGAAAGUGCAGUUGCCACAAGUGAGAGAGGUUUCAGCAAACUGAAACAAAGACCCUUAGGCCCUACCUGACUUGAACACACACUCUUUGUGCAUUUUUCAAAUGUUUGACUGAAUUCCUUCGUUCAUCCUCGGGCAAGAAACCAACAGUUUAUCAACAUCAUCCUGGAGAAAAGAUGGCCGGAUGCAAAGCCUGGUUCAGUUUCUUUCCUCAUGGAAAGUGGAUCUCAGUCUCCUUGGGAGUGAUUCUGUUCCUCAUAUUGGGAGUGACACCAGGCAAAGGUCUGUCACGGCUCCGUCACUCUGAAAAUGAAGGCAGACCCUCCGCCUCUCGAACCCAAAUGGACCUUCCUAACAUUCAGACCGAGGGCAAACUUCAUCGGGUUCAAGUGCAUGACACCCUUACCCUCCCUUGUGACGUGAGAAAUUUGGGUCCUAUGGUCCUAUUGUGGAAGAAGGGUCAUCGAGUUUUGACCGCAGGCAGGGUGACGGUUCGGAGAGAUCGCCGGAUCGCUCUAAUCGGGAACAAUCUCCAAAUAGCAGACAUGAAUAUCCAUGACGGAGGCGAGUAUGUAUGUGAAAUCGAAGCUGACGCGGACGAUCCCAUUGCCAUUGUGCACACUGUCGAAAUUCUAGUUCCCCCGAGCAUCAUGUCUGAGCCUCGUUCCGGGAAUGUGACGGUGAGGAAAGGCACCACAGUCAGCCUUGAAUGUAAGGCCAAUGGCAAUCCCACACCCACCGUGUCUUGGACUAAGAUAUCGCACAAGCGUCAUCGCUCGAUACCAGACAAAGACCUGACGAAUCAUGGGAUGAUCCUCACAUUAGACAAUGUGGGACGAAGGGACGCCGGAAAAUAUCAGUGCACCGCAACGAAUGAAGUGGGGAAGGACGCGGUCAAAUACAUUCACGUGGCAGUCUUGUAUAAACCGGUGGUUGUGGUUCACGAGGCUUCUGUUCAGGGUGGCGAGAAUCGACCUGUCACAUUGACGUGCACCAUUCACGCGGAUCCACCGGCCAGCGUGACUUGGUACAAGAAUACAUUACUCAUUGGCAAUUCCCCAGGAUAUCUGUUCAACGUUCAGGGUGAUCACCACUCCAUGAUGAUUGCCAAUGUGGGGAUUGAGGAUUUCGCCAAUUAUUCGUGUCUGGCCAUGAACAACAUGGGCAAGGAGGAAGGCAUCAUUCAAUUACGAGGCAACCCAGAUACCCCUGUGCUGGAUCCCAAUGUCCGAAUGCUCACCGAAUCCUCGUGGAAACUUUCUUGGAUCACCAAGAGCUUUGCCAACAUCACAGAAUAUCGAUUGCUGUAUCGAAAAGUUCCGGAUGAUGGCAACCCUCCUGAUACCACUUACGCUUGGAACAACGUCAUCCUUCCAAGACAAAAUGCCCAUGGAGGUUACGAGCAAUAUCAAUCGUAUGACAUUCAACACUUGUCCACGAAUUCCAAAUACGAGGUUCAAGUUCAAGCCAAGAACAACUUCGGGUGGAGCCAAAGGUCUGAGUCUCUUCGUUUCUCCACUGAGGUCCACAAAGUAGUAGAGCCCCCUUCCUUGUACACAACCCCUCAUUAUCAUCAUCCCAUAGCCUCCGUGACCUCUUGGCCAGAUCUUCCAAAUGAAUCCAAUAAGCAACAAGCUGUUAGCCGAAACGCCAUGUUCCAAGAAUACGGCCUCAGCGAGGCUGGAACCAGACUCGGAGAACUUUGGAGUAGUCUUCUCUCCUUGAGCAUGACUUUGAUCUUCGUUGUUGCAACCCAUUAUUCAUCCGCUGUUUGGCUAUAGAACCAGUCAUAUUUGAGCAAUACAUAGGAAAUUAUCCGUU